This is a messenger RNA of Sceloporus undulatus (fence lizard), 2195 nucleotides long. RefSeq lists its product as uncharacterized. Gene Ontology annotation, biological process: dephosphorylation; thiamine diphosphate metabolic process. Bases 134 to 1027 code for a protein of 297 amino acids. The transcript is spliced from 2 exons. The record is from RefSeq and is a predicted model, not a curated record. Lineage: Eukaryota; Metazoa; Chordata; Lepidosauria; Squamata; Phrynosomatidae. Gene Ontology annotation, molecular function: magnesium ion binding; thiamine triphosphate phosphatase activity.
AAACAGAAGGAGGGAUUCUUGCAUGCUCCGUUGAAGGAAAGGGGCGGCUGACAGGAAAAGUUUGGUCGAUACCCUGAAGAAAUUCAUAGAAGGCUUUCCUAGACAUCGCCAAUAUCUUCUAAUUCAGAGACAAAUGACAAGCAGCAACAUGGAAGCAACACAAGAACUCUCCAUAGGCCCAGAAGUCCAGCUUCAGCAGAAGUACUGGAUAACAGAAGACAGUAAAGCCAACCUGUUGACAGCUGGUGCCGAAUGUUUGGAGACGGUCAUUCAAAGCGAGCAUUACUAUGACACUGCUUCAGACGAACUAGCAACGGCUGACUUGUGGUUAAGUCAAAGAAAUGAACAGUGGUGCCUCGUAGUGGACUCUCAGAAGCAAAGAGAUGGAGGAAAUGUCACCAAGUCAGUCCCUAAGAUGCAGGAACUGCCAUGUCAGGACUUAAGAGAAAACGUUACAAAUGAUAAACCCACUGAUUGUUGUGGAUUUUUGGGGCUAGGUGGCCAUGUUCCAGAAGAGUUUAUUUCUGACGUUUCGCCAACAUCUGUGGCUGGCAUCUUCAGGGAAGAUAAACCCACUAUCUGCAAAGGUUUAGAGGAGAAAUCAACAGAAUCAGAAUUGCUUCCCAACCAAAACAAUCACUCGCAUGAGUUUACCGAAUCUGGAGCACAUACAAAGGAUAGUUCUACAUACACUGAGCUUGUGAGAGAGAGUGACAUAAUGACCUAUCUGGCAGGUUUCUUUAACAUAGAUUUGAAAGGUGAAGAUGGAGGAAACGUAACCAUGGAAGACUUUUUGCAGAUGACCGGUAUCCAGCAUUACGCCAGCAAUCAUACCGUUCUCCAAGCAACAUACCUGCUGAGUAACAGGUACACAAUUGUAAUCCAAAGGGAUGAAUGCACUUUGAAGGAAUCUGCAACUAUUCGGCUAGAGGCGGAUGUUUUAAAUAUUUGCAAAGGGUUUGAAGAAAUUGAGAAGUUGGGGAAUUACCUAGGAUUUAUUCAAAGUGAACAAGCGCUUACUAUCUAGCAAGCCGAAUCAAGACAGUGUGAUCACAAAACCCUCCAAUGUUCAUACAACUUUCUGAGUAUUCUUUACUAAUGAUUUAAGUCUAUUAUUAUAAAAACACUUCAGUACAUUCUAUUUGCCCCUUUAAAAUCUUAAACCCAUUGAUGGGUGUGACAGAAUACUUUGCAGCAUGGAAGUGCAGAUUUAUGGCAAUGGCAGCAGUAUGACUAGUGUCAGCAGAGAUCUAUGAAUAGCCCAAUUAAUAGUUGCUGGAAGAGACUUUCAGGAGAGCUCUAGUAAAAUCAACUGCUUUAGAUUUGUUUCUUCUUUUUAAGACUGCACAGGUGGCUGCAUGUUAGUUCAAUUAAACAAAUCCCUCGACUUACCAACCCUAAUCUUCUCAUUCAGCAAUGCUGCACAAAAUCACGCUGUCUACAGAAAACAUCUGUCUUUGGCAAACAAGGAUCCCAGCAACCGUGAGCAAAUUGCUGAAAACUGUUUGCAGAUUCUUGCAAAUGAAUACAGUACAUUAUCAUUUGAUAGAAUUCUGGCAUCUAGGAUGCGCACAUUCAGCCACUUAUCAUUGGUAAAAUGCAGUGUACAAGGGCUGCUAGAUUUGGCAUUUCUUCCCUUAACAAUUCAGAGACCAAUGCACUAUGAGACAUUUUCUGACACAUUUGCACAUAAUUUUAAUUGACAGAUUUCUGCUGUUUCUCAAAGUGUCAUCUCUAGUGCAUUUAGCAAUAGCAAGUACAUUUCUAUACCACUUACUUGCAUGUACUAAGCGGCUUACAACUGUAAGCUUGGCAUUCACUACAGUGUCGUCUAUUCCAAUAAUGUGUUCUCUGUGCAUUUGUAUGUUGUGCACACUUUGCUUUGUACUGAUAUACUCUGCUUUGAAUUGUUUAUAUAUAAGCAGCGUGUAAGAAUUUUCCAGUAAGUUAAUAAACGUUUGUAAUUUUAAAAACUAUUUACAGACUGUCAACAUAUAGAACUGCUAAAACCUGAGCACUUGGACAGAUGAUGUGAAUGGCUACCAACUGGCAAUUAAUUAAAUCUGGUCCUCCAUUUAGUGUAACUUUGGAGCAAAACACACUGCAGAAAUAAUCCAGUUUGAAACCACUUUAACUGGUCUGGUUCAAUGCUAGGGAAUUCUGAAAAUUGUAGUUUCUCUGUCAGAGAGCUCUGG